This is a messenger RNA of Musca domestica (house fly), 3679 nucleotides long. RefSeq names its product integrator complex subunit 2. Gene Ontology annotation, biological process: snRNA 3'-end processing. Lineage: Eukaryota; Metazoa; Arthropoda; Insecta; Diptera; Muscidae. The record is from RefSeq and is a predicted model, not a curated record. The coding region runs from base 201 to 3578 and encodes 1125 amino acids. Gene Ontology annotation, cellular component: integrator complex. The transcript has 3 exons.
UCUAUCCAGCGGUUCGAUUUCCUCAUGUCUCAUUCGUAAACAACAGAGGUCCCUCGGGGAUUUUGCUGUCUCGUUCUUUUUUAUCGGGCAUUUCUUUUUGAUUUCUUAUUUGUUUCGAUUCGAUUUGCUCAAGCAGUUCAGUGAAUUGGUUGAAUUGGACACAUUUUGUUUUAUAAACCCAUAUUUCUGUAAUUAUUAAAAUGCAGGAUGUCACAGCACGAGUAUUUGCUGCAAUGCAAAAUCUGGACAUAACAGCUUUGAGUACAUACCCCCAGAAUGAGAUACGGCCCGUCUUGCCGGCUCUUGUCCGUAUGAGCCUACUCUCUCCUCUGGACAACACAAAAUCGUCAAUGGAAUCACGUAAACAAAUUUUAGCUGUUCUCAUUGGCAUUGAGGUGGUAAACAGCAUUGUUUCGUAUCUGCAAGUAAAUUACCACGAGCUAGAGCAGGAACUUAAGAAGGAAUUGCAGGCACGUCAAAAAUCCAUGUAUUACGAGGGACAGCAAGAAUUCGGCCUGCAAACCGGCAUAGCUCUGGGUUUUGAACGAGCCGAUGUGACACGCAAAGUAAGGGUGGUACUGUCCGAGAUAUUCAAUGUCCAAUGGCAGUUAUCAGAACAAAAGUCGGUGGUGCAAUCAGAAAUUUUAGACGAUGGAAUAUACCUGGAAGAAGUUGUUGAUAUACUGUGCAUUGCUUUGGCCGAGCUGCCCUCCUUACUGAACAUUUUAGAAUUGACAGAUACGCUUGUACAAGUUCCGAAUGGACAUCGCAUAAUUUGUGCGUUGGUGGCUAACUUUCCAGACUGCUAUCGCGAUGUCGUGACACAUGUAAUUGUCAAUUGCGAUGAAGAAUCAAUUGAGGGGAAACAGAAGUUAGCACUUCUAAUGGCACUGAGUGAAAUAAAUCCCAUACAAGCCUUGACAACGAGAGCAAUAUGUGUUGAAAUUAUGAAAGUACCCUCGUUUAUGCUCAAGUUGUGCCUAAAGUAUCCUCAAGACUUGAUUUCUUUUCUGACCGGAAUGCUUUUAGGAAAUGAUCAAAAUGUUAGGACGUGGUUCGCUGAGUACAUACACGUGAGUCAGAAGCGCAAGGCGGAUGCAUUAAUUAUGGUACGAGCAGAGUUGUUACAGCAAUUAGUGAGCAUAAUACAGAUGGCCAACCGUAGCUCGGACGCCACAGCCUGCAACGAGGAAGACUAUACAGUCCAAGGUGCAGUUAUUAUGCGACUGUAUUGUGCUCUGCGAGGAAUUGCUGGCCUAAAAUUUAAUGACGAUGAAAUAAACUCUCUUGCUCAGCUGGUAACAAGUCGGCCGCUGCCUACUGCUUCUGGCAUGCGCUUUGUUUCAUUGGCUCUGUGCAUCUUGAUUGCAUGUCCGUCACUGGUAUCAACUACAUCUCUGGAAAAUAAGGCAAUUGAGUGGCUACAGUGGCUGAUAAAAGAAGACGUCUUCUUUGGCCGACGAUCUGAUGCCAGUACUUCAUUGGGCGAAAUGUUACUUUUACUCGCUAUCCACUUCCAUAGCAAUCAAAUAUCAGCUAUUGGGGAAUUGGUGUGUUCUACGUUGGCUAUGAAAAUCCCGAUUCGGCCGAAUAGUACAAAUCGAAUUAAGCAAGUUUUUACUCAGGAUUUAUUUACCGAACAGGUAGUGGCAUCACAUGCAGUUCGGGUGCCGGUCACACCUAAGUUAAAUGCCAGCAUUCCAGGCUAUCUUCCUGUGCACUGUAUUCAUCAAUUACUGAAGUCCAGGGCCUUCUUAAAGCACAAAGUUCCCAUAAAAUCGUGGAUAUACAAGCAAAUAUGCAACUCUGUUCGGCCGUUACAUCCAGUGAUGCCAGCCUUGAUUGAGGUUUAUGUUAAUACCUUAAUAGUACCCAACCCCCAGGGAAAGGUUAACGUCGAUCAUAUGCACAAGUCGUUUUCUGAAAACGAGAUCUUGCACAUCUUCCGGUCGAGCGGAGAUGGUACAAAUAUGAUUGGGGAUAUAAUUUCUGUCCCUCGAACGGGAGUUCUUUCUUCUAAUGUAUCCUCGGUCGACAGUGAGGAUUUGUCGAAAUACCAAGUUCAAUGUCCAUUGACGGCACAACUGUUGAUGCUCUACUAUUUGGUACUGUAUGAGGAAACGCGCAUAACUAAUUUAUCCAACGCGGCCAUAAGUGGGCGUAAAUUAAAGGAAUAUACAAAUAGUUUUCUUUCCGAAUUGCCAAUGAAGUAUUUGUUGCAAAAAGCACAACAGUAUCACAACGAUUACAUUGGCAUUUUCCAUCCACUUUUGAGACUGAUUGUAUCGAACUAUCCGCAUCUUAGUAUGGUUGAUGACUGGCUGGAAGAGCAUUGCAGUCAUUCUAAUAGUCAACGCGUUGUUCGUUCUCCGUCUAAUUUGAGUAUGCAGCUGCAGGAGUCUCUAAAAAAAAUUAAUUUCGAUAAACUCGAUACAGAGCCGGGCAAAGCUAUACCCGUUUUAAAGGCAUUAAUGAAACUACCAGCAGAAGAACUUGCACAAAAUGCAGACGUAAUUGUACGAAAUUUGCCCAAAGUAUUUAGACGACAAGUUCCACGUUCGAUUAAGAACCUUUACCUCGACAUUUGGCUGCGUUUGAAUGGGGUUUUGCCCAUAAGUUUUUGGCGUAAGUCGUUAGCUUCGAUUAUGGCUACUGAAGAUUACAUACAACGCUGCUCAUUCGUUAUGGAAAAUAUAUUGGACCCACUGCAGGUUUUACGAUGUGGUCGUGAAGUAUUUCACUGUCCGCAUACAUUAAUUAUAUUGCUGCGCAUUCUGCAGGGCAGUCUGGCGGCAUCAAAGGCUCAUCUCAAUAUUCAAAUGCAAUCAAGGCAAAUAAUCGACAAAAACGGCCAGGUCCAGGUCGAUACAGAGAGGGAGGAAUUGAAAACUGCUCUUAUUGCUUCCCAAGAAAGUGCAGCCGUUCAUAUUUUACUGGAAGUUUUGGCUGACAUGCAUGCUAAUAACUCCGGCCGUGUUUCGUCGCUUGAACUUCGUGAAACCCAGGGCAUAAUAUGCUCCUUUAUUCAUCAAUCAUUCAUAUCAGAACCUUCACUCGCUAAACUUGUCCAUUUCCAAACAUAUCCGCGUGAAGUAAUACCCAUGAUGGUGAAGGGAGUCCCGUCCAUGCACAUAUGUCUGGAUUUCUUACAUGAGUUUCUGAGCAUGCCCGAAAUGGACAAGCAAAUUUUUACAAUAGAUCUAACAUCACAUUUGGUUUUAAAGUAUGCCAUACCGAAGAGCUUAAGUGUUUCAAAGUUUUGUGUCAACACGAUCCAAUCUGCACUCUCACUGCUAUCCACUGAAGCCAAAUGUAAAUAUCUUCGAAACAUCCUGCCAUCUAUAAUACGAUUUGCAGAGGCGUUUCCAAUAUUAACGGACGACUGUGUCAACAUCUUAAUGCUUACGGGACGCAGUCUCUACGCUCAAAGCACCCUUGGUAUAAAUUCAACUCAAAUGCAAUUAACAGCAAGUUCUAGACAUAGAUGUUUCAAGGAAGCACGACGAUAUAUAGCAAUGAUAGAAGAAGCUUUUGAAACUCUAAUAUCAAACAUAAUCAAUAAAAUAGAAUUAUAUUAAGUGUCGAUGUUUGUAAUAUUUUUGAAAUCUGUAACAUUCGAUUCAGAAAUGUACUUUAGAAUAAUUCAACUGACAUUUUUAAAUACAUUUCAGAUUUAAUA